GUCCCAACGUGUUAGGUACUCGGCGGCACGAACUUAAGACGGUUUAAAAAAAAAAAAGCAAGUAAAGUAAAGAGAAAAUUUUUUUUUCAACACGCAUAUUGAUCCUACGAAUAAUGAAGGGGGACAACGACACAUCUCUCCCCACGCCCGGCUUCGCGCGGCGCAAGGCGCGAAUCCUGGAGCAGCUGGGGCGUCCGGAAGGGGAGUACACGGACGCGUCGCCGAAGGGGACGGUGGACGAGGGGGUGCGGGAGCUGAUUGGGGAGGUCAACGGGCUGGAAGGGUUCGUGACGACGAGCAGCUGCGCGGGGCGGGUGAGUGUUUUUCUGGAGGGGAGUAAGAAGGUCGGUACGGGUACUGCUGCUGCUGCUGCUGCUGAAGAGGAGGAAGGGGAAGGGGAAGGGGGUGACAGAGGGGGAGAAGGAGGAGAAGCUAGGAAAUUGGCGGGUGUAGGGGGGAAGGGCGGGGGAGGGAAUUGGUUGUUUGUUUCGCAUGAUCCGGUGCUGGUGCCGGAAAGUGAAGGGGAUGUGAUGGAGAUGUUGGGGUUGAAGAAGGGGGGUUCUGGGGAGGGGGGUGGCGGUGAGGUUGAGGGAAGAUUUCAUGGGAAAGAUGGCGAUGCUGUGCAAGAUAUUGCUUCUGCAAGACUUGUUCACUUCAAGUUUGAGCCUAUGAUUCUCCACGUCUUGACUGCUUCGCCGGAACAUGCGCAGUUGCUCCUCCGGUGUGGUCUACAGGCCGGAUUCCGGGAGAGCGGUGCUGUGAGCUUGACACCGGCAGCCGGAGAGCAACAUGCCACCCCGAUAGUCGCUAUCCGGUCUAUGGGACUUACAUUCGAGUCCUUGAUCGGGUAUCAGUCCGACGGCGAUGAGAUACAUUGUACCGUAUCGUCAGCUUAUCUACGGAUGCUAGUUCGUAUAGCCAACGAACGCUUUGUCGAAAAUACGAAGAGGAUCAACAGAUUCCGGGCGGCUCUUGCGGAAGCAACUAAGCCGGUAGACGACGACGGCAAGAAUGGGUGGGAAGACGCACAAGUACGGCGGGAAAGAAAGAGAGCAGAAGGUUUGAAGAGGAAAGAGGAACUACGGAAGCAGAAGCAGGGGGAAGAUAGUGAUUCUGGAGCCGUAGAAGACUCGACUUUAGAAGUCCCUUUAGACGUAGAUUUCACAUGAAUUAAAAAUCUCCACGCACAGCACGAGAGGGACUUGCACAAGAAACUAAGUGCUAUCCAUCUUUCUAUAUAGCUCUGUUUUCCCCGGGUGCUCCCUAAAAAUGCUUAUGCUAUAAGUGUGUGUCGAGUGUUGUUACAACAGAGUAUCUAUCGUAGGUACCUAGGUAGGUAAGUAAUUACUAGGGCGAUUGGAAGGGGUGGUGGUGGUAGAUAACGAGGCAUCUUUCGAAGAAGUGAUUUUUUCUCCCUCCUCUUCUUCUACCCCGGUAUUCUCUGCAAUCAUUCUCCUAAGAGUUAAAAAAAAGAAGCCUCAUUCACGAGACAACCUUAUCAACCCACUCCUUCUCGAGCUUCCUGACCUCCUCCUUGAACGCCUCGACCUCGCGCCAGCAGUCGAGCGGGCGCCGGUCGUUCUCGAGUAGGCAGCGCACGACGCUGCCGCGGGCCUGCUCGACGGUGUCCGGGAGCGGCCGCAGCUGCUUGCGCUUCUCGAGGCGCGCCCUGAGGGCCUCGAUUUCCUUGGACACGGCGGGCGUGCUC
Molecule: messenger RNA, 1708 nt
Organism: Daldinia caldariorum
Lineage: Eukaryota; Fungi; Ascomycota; Sordariomycetes; Xylariales; Hypoxylaceae
Product: methyltransferase TYW3-domain-containing protein
Exons: 2
Coding region: 114-1169 (351 amino acids)
Biological process (GO): tRNA methylation
Cellular component (GO): cytoplasm
Molecular function (GO): tRNA methyltransferase activity
Source: RefSeq, a predicted model, not a curated record